AUGAAGUCCGGAUUCCUUGCCUUUGUCCUCGCCGCUGUGGCUCCCCUUGCCGUGGCUGCUCCUUUCCCUCCCCACGGCCCUCCUGGAGGUUUCUUCCCUCCCCCUCCUAUGAACGGCACUCUUCCCGGAGUCGGACCUGGCGGACCCGGAGGUCCCGGUGGUCCCGGAGCUGGAGCCCCUGGUGCCCCCGGAGGUCCUGGCGGUUGGUUGCCAGUUCCUCCUCCCAUGCCUCCCAGCCCCCCUGUUGGCGGCCAGCCUGGCAGUGGAUUGCCUACUCCUCCCGUUGUUCCCACUCCUCCUCCUGUGGUUCCUACUCCCGUCCCUGGAGCCCCCGUCUUCACUCCUCCUGCUGCUCCUAUUGCUCCUCCUCCCGUUGCCCCUGAGGAGCCCGUCGUGGUCCCUACUCCCACUCCCUUUGCUCGCAACUAG
Fusarium poae is the source of this 429-nucleotide messenger RNA. RefSeq lists its product as uncharacterized. The transcript is spliced from 3 exons. NCBI's taxonomy places the organism in Eukaryota, Fungi, Ascomycota, Sordariomycetes, Hypocreales, Nectriaceae. Bases 1 to 429 code for a protein of 142 amino acids. The record is from RefSeq and is a predicted model, not a curated record.